CGAACAACAACAUUGACGAAAAAUCGACGAUGGAUCAAACGCAGGACUUCAAGACCUUGCAGGAUCAAGUCCAGAGUGCUUUGAUCGCUACAACUCGAACCGCUGGGCAAAUUGCUUCCGAAGAUCUCGGCUUCCAUCGUUCCUUCAACAAAGAAGUUGGUACCGCCCUGGAUGAGCAAAGCCAGCGCCUGCUUUCGCUCGCAAGCGCUUUACUGAAGUCUGCGGCUUCGAUCGCGGAGCUACGUGCGCCAGUAUUAGAAGAUGCAGAUGAUUUGGAGAACGAUUGGCGCGGGGUUGUGGACGUGGUCGAUUCCCUCCUGGAAAAGUCGGACAUUUGCCUGGACGAGUACACUGGUGUGAUCAAGCGCAAAGAGCCUACAGCGAGUGAACAAACCUCACAAGCAGCUUCAAAGUCGAACAAACCAGGAUUAAAUUUAGGACUUGCAUUUCGUACUCAGAAUAUCGUCAAACCUCAACUUACCUUCGAUGUCAAGCCAAAUAAUCACGACAAUUCACCAUGGAAGCCAAUUCUUUCCUCGAAGCCACAUGCCAUAGUACCUCUAGAGAAAGCCCUUAGCACUAUUGUCGAUGAAACAGAUCAACCACAAUAUCGCCAUCCGUAUGAGACGGAGAUCUUGAAUCUGCAAUAUCCCGAGACAGUGUACCAGGAAGCAACGCCGAUUCCUUAUCUUCCAAUGGCAACUACUUCUGCAACCUUUGUUGACACCGAGGAAGGCGUCGUCGAGAUGUUGAACGAGCUCAAAGACGCUACAGAAAUUGCGAUUGAUCUCGAGCAUCACGAUGCUAGGUCUUACGUUGGUCUGGUUUCUUUAAUGCAGAUCAGUACUCGACACAAAGAUUGGAUUGUGGAUACUCUGAAACCUUGGAGACAGAAUUUGCAAGUGCUCAAUGAAGUAUUCGCUAAUCCAAAAAUCGUCAAGGUCUUCCAUGGAGCUUUCAUGGAUAUGGUGUGGCUGCAGCGCGACCUUGGCCUAUAUGUGGUAGGGUUGUUCGAUACUCACUGGGCAAGCCGUUCUCUUGGUUAUGCUGGAGGAAGUUUAGCAUUCUUACUCAAGAAGUUCAUUAAUUUUGAUGCAGACAAGAAGUAUCAGAUGGCAGAUUGGAGGAUCAGACCUUUACCCAAGGAGAUGUUCUUCUACGCCAGAGCUGAUACUCAUUUUCUUCUUUACAUCUACGAUUGCAUGCGCAACGAGUUAGUAGAAAAGUCUAAAUCGGAUGUGGACGAGGAGAAUUACAUCGAGAUUGUUCUCCAGAAGUCUAAGGAGGUUUCUUUACUCCGUUACGAGCGCCAAAUCUACAAUGCAGAAAGCGGUCGAGGACCAGGCGGAUGGUACUCGCUGUUGAUCAAGACACCAGCUCUCCUGAGUAAUGAGCAAUUCGCUGUUUUCCAAGCCGUUCACCAUUGGCGUGAUAAAAUUGCAAGAGCAGACGACGACAGUCCAACAUUUAUCAUGCCUCAGCACGUGGUGAUGAGCCUCGCAAAAUUGAUGCCUAUGGAUAUGGUUGCUCUGUUGGGAAUCGCACAUCCAGUGUCACACGCUGUGAAAUCUCGUGCUGGCGAACUUCUGGACAUCAUCAAAUCUGCCAAAGCUCAAGGCAAGAAUGGACCAAGCAUGAUGGAUGUUCUGCGCCCCGAUACGGUAGGUGCUAUUGCGAGAGCAAAUAUCCCUUCAGUCGCUGCGAAGAACACAAUAAAGACUAUGGUUGCUGUUGUGGACGAAGGCGAACUUCGUAGCAACAACUCGGCCUUCUGGGGAGGUGCCUUUGGAAGUAGCAUAUGGGAUGGUCCAACGUUGACUCACAAUACCAAGUUGACGCUCUCGGUACCAUUACCGGCACUGUCGUCCGAGGUCUUCUCUGCUUCAACUGGCUUUGCAACUGAGGCUACACCUGUCAAGGAACUUGCAAAAGACGUUACGCCGUCACCCGAACCAGCUCCAAAAGCAGAUGAGCCGUUCGUACUCAAGCGUGGUUCAAAGCGAAAGAGCGACAUGAUCUCAGACAUGGAGAGCUCGGAUGGCGAAUUCGACAUCUCCUUCAAAGACCUUGAAGAAGAUCCGGCCGUUGCCAAAGCCGCUCGGAAAGCUGAAAGAAAAGCCGAAAGGCGAGCCAGAAAAGCUGCAAAGAAAGCUGCCAAGGCCGAAGCUGCAGCUAAAGCAUCGGACAGCGAUGAAGACGACGAGGAUGAACCGUUCGAUUACAGCAAAGCAGAAUCGGUGCUGAAUGCGAAGCGGAAGGCAGAGGAUCACAAGAGCGGAAGCAAGAAGAAACAAAAGCCUUUCGAUCCCUAUUCAAAAUCCGCAGAUGCUCCUAAGGGUAUGCGAAGACAACAAACGGAGAGGUCGGGCAAGAGUCACACUUUCAAGAAGUGAGUGGUGGGGAGAUGUGUUAUGAAUUAUGAAAAAGGAACCCUACCCCGAAUUGGCAGGUACUGAGGAUUGCAAAGGAGCAAUACUACCGAUGAAAUUAGAGAAGGCAUUGCCUCACUCUUCUAAUACCCCUGAGCCUGCGAGGCCUGCCCUUCUCCUGCUAGAGAUGACUUGCUUAUCCAGCUACUUAGCUAGCUGAAGCGCACUAGAAAGUUUCUGCGUAGUCUCAAAUAAAUCGCAGAUUUCCC
Molecule: messenger RNA, 2638 nt
Organism: Mollisia scopiformis
Lineage: Eukaryota; Fungi; Ascomycota; Leotiomycetes; Helotiales; Mollisiaceae
Exons: 4
Coding region: 30-2393 (787 amino acids)
Biological process (GO): TRAMP-dependent tRNA surveillance pathway; nuclear polyadenylation-dependent antisense transcript catabolic process; nuclear polyadenylation-dependent snoRNA catabolic process
Cellular component (GO): nuclear exosome (RNase complex); nucleolus
Molecular function (GO): nucleotide binding; 3'-5'-RNA exonuclease activity; nucleic acid binding
Source: RefSeq, a predicted model, not a curated record